CUUCUUUCUCCUCAUCCCCCCCGAGUUGACUUACUUUCGUUGAUCUCGUCGGCCUCAUGUCCACCUCCCUCCCUGGUAACCGGGACCUCCCGGCCUCUCAGUAUGAUCUGACGACUUACUGGGGUCGUGUGCGCCAUGCGGCCGACAUCUCCGAUCCUCGAACCCUCUUCGUCUCGUCGUCCGGCUUGGAACAGGCUAAGAACCUCAUCUCCUCCUACAAGCAGAAUCAUGUACCCGUCAUGACGCCGGACUUGUGGCGGGCCAAGAAGGUGGUCGACGCGACUCUGCACCCAGAUACCGGUAGUCCGGUCUUCCUCCCCUUCCGCAUGUCGAGUUUCGUCCUGUCCAACUUGAUCGUCACGGGCGGCAUGCUCACGCCGGGUCUGCAAACCACGGGCACCCUGCUGUGGCAGAUCGCGAACCAGUCGCUGAACGUCGCGAUCAACAACGCCAACGCGAACAAAUCGACCCCGCUGUCCAUGUCGCAGAUGGCCAAGUCAUACCUGAUGGCGGUGUCGGCCUCGUGCUCGGUGGCGCUGGGUCUCAACGCGCUCGUGCCCCGCCUGCGCGGCAUCUCGCCCAACGCGAAGCUCAUCAUGGGCCGUCUGGUGCCGUUCGCGGCCGUGUCCAGCGCCAGCGCCCUCAACGUCUUCCUCAUGCGCGGCGAGGAGAUCCGCCAGGGCAUCGACGUCUACCCGGUGCUGUCGGAGGCGGAGAAGAAGAAGCGCGAGGAGACGGGCGAGCCGCUGGAGAGUCUGGGCAAGAGCAAGAAGGCGGCGACGAUCGCCGUCGGCGAGACGGCCAUCAGCCGGGUGCUGAACGCCACGCCGAUCAUGGUGAUCCCGCCGCUGGUGCUCGUGCGGCUGGAGAAGACGGCGUGGCUGCAGGCGCGGCCGCGCAUGGUGCUGCCCCUCAACCUGGGGCUGAUCCUGGCGACGUCGAUCUUUGCGCUGCCGCUGGCGCUGGGCGCGUUCCCGCAGCGCCAGGCGAUCGGGGCGUCGUCCCUGGAGGAGGAGUUCUGGAAUAAGGGUGGAGUGAACGGACAGGUGGAGUUCAACCGGGGGAUGUAAUUUUUUCUUCCUCGCACUUCUGGC
Messenger RNA from Aspergillus candidus, 1094 nucleotides. RefSeq names its product sideroflexin family transporter. Bases 57 to 1070 code for a protein of 337 amino acids. Gene Ontology annotation, cellular component: mitochondrial inner membrane. Gene Ontology annotation, biological process: mitochondrial transmembrane transport; monoatomic ion transport. The record is from RefSeq and is a predicted model, not a curated record. The transcript has 3 exons. Gene Ontology annotation, molecular function: monoatomic ion transmembrane transporter activity. Lineage: Eukaryota; Fungi; Ascomycota; Eurotiomycetes; Eurotiales; Aspergillaceae.